AUGGCCUCCUUAGACUCUCCCAAUUUAUCUCCAAGUCCAUCUUUCUCGAUAAGAGGGAACCAAACCACCAAUUUCUUCCGAAGCAUCUCUACCAAAGAACAAUCAUUCUCAGAAGUCCCAUGCACACCACCACGCUUAUCCUCCACCUCCUUCUCUCCCGGCGGCCUCCACAACUCCCAACCCUCCACCCCUCUGCUCUCCUUCACACCCUCAAAACUCCACGAUCUCCACACCACAUACCGAUGCAUCUCCUCAGUCCUCAAAAAGGACGGCCAGAUUUUGUCCAUCGCCGCAUCGAAAGGCCUCGUUUACACCGGCUCGGAGAACAACGUCGUUAGGGUUUGGAAGCUGCCGGAGUUCACAGAGUGUGGUCAGCUGAAGACCAAGGCCACCAUGGUGGUGGCGCUCGUGGUGUCGAACGAUAGGGUAUAUGCAGCUUAUGCCGACUGUAAGAUUAGGGUUUGGCGGCGGACUUGGGAAGGAGUUACGAAGCACGUCAGAGUGGCGACGAUCCCGAAGGCCGGAAGUUAUGUCCGGAGCUACAUCGCCGGCAGAGAUAAGAUGAUGAAGCAUAUGGGGCCAAUAUCAGCACUGGCAAUCAAUGUAUCAGAUGACAUCCUCUACUCAGCUUCCCUUGACAAAACAGUCAAAGUAUGGCGAAUCUCCGAUCUCAAAUGCGUUGAGACCAUCCCAGCCCAUUCAGAGCCGAUCAACGCCAUCGUGGUGGCCGACGACGGCGUCCUAUACACCGGCUCCGAUGAUGCCACCGUCAGGGUAUGGCGGCGCAACUUUUGUAGCGGUGACCGGCCUCACGGGCUCACCGUGACCCUUCCGGCCAAAAACUCACCGGUAAAAACCCUAACCCUAACCUCAGAUGGUGGGGUGUUAUAUGGAGGAUGCACUGAUGGGUACAUAUACUAUUGGUUAAAGGGUUGGUUCUCGGGGCAACUUCAAUACGGUGGUGCACUCCAAGGGCACACCCAUGCUGUAUUGUGCAUGGCCAGUUUGGCUAACUAUGUGGUUAGUGGUUCCGCUGAUUCAACCAGUAGGAUCUGGGUUAGAGAGCAAGAUGGUCAACACACGUGUCUGGCAGUCCUGCAGGGUCACAGAGGGCCAAUCAGGUGUGUAGCGGCGUUUCCUCUGCUUGCGGCGGAGGAGAGUGAGGAUGGUGCUGGUUGUACUGUUUGCACCGGAAGUCUUGAUGGGAUUCUAAAAGUGUGGAGGGUAAAGUCCACCAGCACCGCCGCCCGGCGCUCCGCCCAGAAUGGUUGCGAGUAUUUUGAGCUGACAUGA
Ilex paraguariensis (yerba mate) is the source of this 1293-nucleotide messenger RNA. Lineage: Eukaryota; Viridiplantae; Streptophyta; Magnoliopsida; Aquifoliales; Aquifoliaceae. The record is from the annotation of a GenBank genome assembly.